GUGCAAAUAAAGGGAGAUAGCGGACCACAGACUCCUGCACAAACUUUUUAGCCUGACAGGCCAGAACUAUGACUUUUGCGUAAUCGUAAACCAGGGACAGGGAUCCCAGCAGGAUCCGAGGGGUGAAGAGAAGGAAAGUAAGACACUUCUGGGUGCGGCGAGAGAAAAGAAACACACAGAAAAGGACACUCAAGUGACAAACUAGAAUCCGAAGUUGUGAUUUACCUAAAAGUAAAGGUGGAGAAUCGAACAGCUAAUCCGUUCAAAGAUGAGCUUGAUGUCUGCCAUAGACACCAGUGCCUCUGUGUACCAGCCUGCACAGCUCUUAAACUGGGUUUACCUCUCUUUACAAGACACCCACCAGACCAGUGCUUUUGAUGCAUUCAGACCAGAGUCUAAUUCUUCCCAUCCGGAUCUGAACUAUACCAAGCCUCCCGCUGCCGACCUGAGCUCCUCUCUAAAUUCCAACUAUCUCAACAACUUCUUUCAGCUGCAAAGGAAUGAGGCCCUGAAUAACAGGCCAUAUAAAAGCACCUCCCCCUGCGGCUCUCUCAACAACAUCGUGGACGGCCUGAGCUCGCUGACCGACCACUUCUCCGACCUGUCCCUCUCCUCCGAGCCGCGGAAACCCAGCAAAAGGCCGCCGCCCAACUACCUGUGCCACCUGUGCUUCAACAAGGGACACUACAUCAAAGACUGCCCGCAGGCCCGGCCGAAGGGGGAAGGCCUGACCCCGUACCAGGGCAAGAAGAGGUGCUUCGGAGAGUACAAAUGCCCCAAGUGCAAGAGGAAGUGGAUGAGCGGGAACUCCUGGGCCAACAUGGGACAGGAGUGCAUCAAGUGCCACAUCAACGUUUACCCACACAAGCAGAGGCCCCUGGAGAAGCCGGACGGGCUGGACGUGUCGGACCAGAGCAAGGAGCACCCGCAGCACCUGUGUGAGAAGUGCAAGGUGCUGGGGUACUACUGCCGCCGCGUGCAGUAACCCCCCCCCCCCGAAACGACCACCACGCCGCGGGGUUCCCCGGUUC
Anguilla anguilla (European eel) is the source of this 1031-nucleotide messenger RNA. RefSeq names its product zinc finger CCHC domain-containing protein 24-like. The record is from RefSeq and is a predicted model, not a curated record. Gene Ontology annotation, molecular function: zinc ion binding; nucleic acid binding. NCBI's taxonomy places the organism in Eukaryota, Metazoa, Chordata, Actinopteri, Anguilliformes, Anguillidae. The transcript has 4 exons. The coding region runs from base 269 to 985 and encodes 238 amino acids.